Messenger RNA from Cooperia oncophora, 849 nucleotides. The record is from the annotation of a GenBank genome assembly. NCBI's taxonomy places the organism in Eukaryota, Metazoa, Nematoda, Chromadorea, Rhabditida, Trichostrongylidae.
AUGGCCCCUCCCACAUUUGCUGAUUUGGGGAAAUCCGCGAAGGAUCUGUUCAACAAAGGAUACAAUCACGGCUUCGUCAAAGUCGAUACCACUACUAAAGCUGGUGAAAAUAAGGAAGUAGAGUUCAAAACAUCUGCUGCGCAUAAUCUGGGCUCUGGAAAACUUGGAGGAAACCUCGAUGUGAAGUAUAAGAUUCCCUCAUAUGGUCUAACCCUCACGGAAAAGUGGAACACUGAAAACCAGCUGGGCACAAUAAUCGAAGUAAAUGAGCAGUUUGGACGCGGUCUUAAACUCACUUUUGAUUCUCUCUAUGCUCCACAUGCUGGUAAGAGGACCGGCAAACUGAAGGCUGACUGGUCACUCAACACUGCCAGGAUUACCGGUGAAGUUGGCCUCACCGCAGCUCCAGUUAUCAAUGCAGCUUGCGUUUUCGGUCGUGAGGGAUGGUUGUUUGGUGCCUCUGCCACUUUCGAUACUGCUUCAAACAAGGUGGCAUCGACCUCACUGGCUUUCGGACACCAAUCGCCUAACUACAUUCUUCACUCAUUUGUCGUGAACUCGACCGAUUUCGGUGCCUCACUCUUCCACAGAGUCAACAACAAUGUUGAACUCGGCACUAUGCUUGGCUGGAAGGUCGGAGGUAACGGCGCUGAUUUCGCUGUUGCCGCAAAAUAUUUUGCUACUAGAGAUUUGGUGCUUCGUGGAAAAGUGAACAACAGCAGCCAGGUGGCUUUGGCUAUCACACAUUCGCUCUCGCCCGACCUUAAGAUGACAAUGUCGAGUCAGUUCAACCUCUCUUCCAAUGAUGCUCAUAAAUUCGGCAUGGGUCUUGAAUAUGAGCCACUGUAA